AUGUCCAGGCUACUCCCCACCGCUCUGUCACCAUUCACAGCUCUGAUGCCAAUUACGGGCACCUACGAUGUCCUGACAGUGCCCGUCCUCCUGCCUUCAUCGACGGUUGCCUCGCUCCUCCCUCAGGAGCUGCGAUCCCACCUGCUCCCUGUCCCGGCAGAGGUACUUGCCGAUCUAGGCCUGACUCCGCAAAGCGCCGAUGCUGCGGAUCAAGAAAGCAGACAGCACCUCGUUGUGCUCCAGCUGGGUAGGCAAUUGGGUACUGGCCCUGGUCCUAUGGCUCUUCAUUUCCAGGAGGCCAAGAUCGAGGUGCCUUACGUCAGGCACCCAGAUUGCCCGGAUGAGGACAAGACCUACUCAUUCAAGCUCAUGUGCAUCUUUGACUCCAAAGUCCUCUGCAUGGGCUCGGCAGUGCAAGCUGGCUUGACCUCCAAGACAACUUCCUUCACCCCUACAGACUCUCCCUCCUGCUUCGAGGCGAGCGCUCCUUCCAUAUCCUACUCAGCAGAAGGCUACAUGAGUGUCGAGGCCACCUCCACUCAUCACGCAGGCGGAGACGCUGGUCCUCGCACCGCAAAGGCGUUGUCAGAGAUGGCUUGGUUCGGCGCUGCUACGCCUCGCAACUCGGCUUCACGCUUUCAGUUCGACGAGGGAUCCGUAGAUGCGCAGCCACAAAGCUAG
Jaminaea rosea is the source of this 681-nucleotide messenger RNA. RefSeq lists its product as hypothetical. Bases 1 to 681 code for a protein of 226 amino acids. NCBI's taxonomy places the organism in Eukaryota, Fungi, Basidiomycota, Exobasidiomycetes, Microstromatales. The record is from RefSeq and is a predicted model, not a curated record. The transcript is spliced from 3 exons.